This is a messenger RNA of Talaromyces amestolkiae, 981 nucleotides long. RefSeq lists its product as uncharacterized. Lineage: Eukaryota; Fungi; Ascomycota; Eurotiomycetes; Eurotiales; Trichocomaceae. The transcript is spliced from 3 exons. Gene Ontology annotation, cellular component: cytosol. Bases 1 to 981 code for a protein of 326 amino acids. The record is from RefSeq and is a predicted model, not a curated record. Gene Ontology annotation, molecular function: aldose reductase (NADPH) activity.
AUGGCCAAGACUACAGUGACACUUGCCUCCGGCCGCGAAAUGCCUCUGGUAGGCUUCGGGCUUUGGAAGGUUCCCAAGACUACUGCCGCUGAGACUGUUUACAGUGCUAUCAAGGCUGGGUACCGCCUCUUCGACGGCGCUUACGACUAUCAAAAUGAAAAGGAAGCUGGUGAAGGUAUUCGUCGUGCUAUUUCCGAGGGCCUCGUCACUCGUGAAGAGAUUUUCAUAACUACAAAGCUCUGGAACAACUACCAUCGGCGUGAACAUGCCGUGGACAUGGCCAAGAAGCAAAAUGAGGCCUGGGGUCUCGGAUACAUUGACCUUUUCCUCAUUCAUUUCCCCUGCGCUCUGAAAUAUAUUGAUCCAGAAGUCCGCCGUUACCCUGCAUGGUGGAUGGAUGAUAAUGGGACAGUCGAGCAAGACCGUGUCCCUAUCCGGGAGACAUGGGAGGCCCUGGAAGAACUUGUCGAAAGUGGCAUCGCACGCAGCAUCGGCGUCUCCAACUUCCAGACACAAUCUCUCUACGAUAUCCAGACAUACAAUCGCCAUCCCAUUUCCUCUUUGCAGAUUGAACAUCACCCUUACCUCGUACAACCAGAUUUGAUUAAAAUGGCUCAGGAAGCCGGCAUCGUCGUGACGGCUUAUUCCUCUUUCGGCCCUCAGUCAUUCCUGGAAUUGCCUCCAACCUUCUCCAAGAGAGCUAAUGAUAUUCCUCUUCUUUUUGAUGCGGACCCUGUUAGGGCUCUUUCCGCAAAGUAUAAUGUAACUCCUGCUCAGAUUCUUCUGCGCUGGGCUACACAACGUAACAUCGCGGUUAUUCCGAAAUCAAACAACCCCUCUCGCCUAGCUCAGAAUCUGGAUGUCCUUGGUUUCGAUCUUGAAGUAUCUGAGAUUGAGUCCAUCUCGAACCUCGAUAAGGGUCUUCGUUUCAAUGACCCUGGCUUUUACCUACCUAAUCAUCCUCUUCGUAUCUUCGGGUGA